UUGCUACUUCGGCAUUUGCAGCAGGAGCAAGUGAAGAACCUGAGGUGUGUCUGUGUGUGAUUGUGAGAGAGAGCUCUGCGCUGCAAAUUCUCGCACAAUGCGCACUCUACUGCGAUCGCCCUGCAUCUCUCUCUCGUCCCUCGCACCACACCGCGUCGCCCGAUCGCUAUCGCUCUCCUCGUCCAACUCUCGUCUCUUCCCGUGCCCUGUGCCGUCUGCUGCGGCUAUUUCGGGCAUUGGGGUUAUAGGGGGCGCUCGGAGGCUUGGUUUCGUUCAGUUUCGGGGCCAGGGGCUGUCCCGGUGCUUCGCCGCCAUGGCUCUGGAGAAAAUCAAGGUGGAGAAUCCCAUUGUGGAGAUGGACGGUGAUGAAAUGACAAGAAUAAUUUGGCAAAUGAUCAAGGAAAAGCUCAUCCUUCCAUACGUGGACGUGGAAUUGAAAUACUACGAUCUGGGAAUACUAAAUAGAGAUGCAACUAAUGACAGGGUGACGCAUGAGAGUGCUGAAGCUACGCUCAAAUAUAACGUUGCUGUCAAGUGUGCAACCAUAACUCCUGAUGAAGGUCGUGUGAAGGAAUUUGGGCUUAAGCAGAUGUGGAGGAGUCCAAAUGGGACCAUCAGGAAUGUUCUCGAUGGCACUGUGUUUCGCGAGCCUAUUUUAUGCAAGAACAUUCCCCGUCUUGUUCCUGGCUGGACAAAACCUAUCUGCAUUGGCAGGCAUGCUUACGGUGAUCAGUACAAGGCAACAGACGCCGUAUUCAAAGGACCGGGCAAGCUCAAGAUGGUUUUUGAACCAGAUAAUGGUGGAGAACCUAUAGACUUGGAUGUUUACCACUAUAAUGGGGCUGGAGGAGUUGCACUUUGUAUGUACAACACUGAUGAGUCCAUUCGAGGAUUCGCAAAGGCAUCUUUCACCAUGGCAAUGCAAAAGAAAUGGCCAUUGUACCUGAGCACAAAGAACACCAUCUUAAAGAAAUAUGAUGGAAGGUUCAAGGACAUCUUUCAGGAAGUAUUUGUAAACGAGGGAUGGGAGGCUAAGUUCAAAGAUGCCGGAAUCUGGUAUGAGCACCGUCUUAUAGAUGAUAUGGUUGCAUAUGCCCUUAAGAGCGAAGGUGAAUAUGUAUGGGCCUGUAAAAACUACGACGGAGAUGUUCAAAGUGAUAUGCUUGCUCAAGGUUUUGGAUCGCUUGGCCUUAUGACUUCUGUAUUGAUCUGUCCAGAUGGGAAAACUAUUGAAGCAGAAGCUGCUCAUGGGACUGUGACCAGGCACUUCAGGGUGCACCAGAAAGGAGGUGAAACCAGUACCAACAGUAUCGCUUCUAUUUUUGCUUGGACUCGCGGUCUUGGUCACAGAGCGCUCUUGGACGGCAAUGCGAAGCUUCAAGAAUUUGCUCAAAGCCUGGAGGCAGCUUGCAUUGCGACGGUUGAGUCUGGAAAGAUGACGAAGGAUCUCGCUCUCCUUAGCCAUGGCCCCAAUGUGAGCAGGAAUAAUUAUCUCAACACUGAAGAGUUCAUCGAUGCUGUUGCAGACGAGCUAAUAUCCAGGUUGUCACCGAAAUCGAAGUUGUAGUGAGUUAUUCUCUGUGUCUAUUCUUGUUUGUAACAGCAGAACCUGCUUUGCAUUGCACCUCCUUUGUGACUUCCACUCCAAUGUGAAAAUAGAAAAAAUUGUGAACUCUAUAAACAACAACACACAAAUCUUUGCUAAAUGGUGGUUCAGCACACACUAAUAUGUUUUAGAGUUCAUUUUGCAUGCUUAAAUUAUAAAAUAUAAGUGUUGCACCAA
Molecule: messenger RNA, 1783 nt
Organism: Physcomitrium patens
Lineage: Eukaryota; Viridiplantae; Streptophyta; Bryopsida; Funariales; Funariaceae
Product: isocitrate dehydrogenase [NADP]
Biological process (GO): isocitrate metabolic process; NADP+ metabolic process
Cellular component (GO): mitochondrion
Molecular function (GO): isocitrate dehydrogenase (NADP+) activity; NAD binding; magnesium ion binding
Source: RefSeq, a predicted model, not a curated record